AUGGACAUAGUGUGCCUUCCGCUUGAACAACUUGAUGUUAUUCUGAGAAUGAACUGGUUAGAAUUCAACCGGGUUCAUAUUAAUUGCUUUACGAAGACGGUUAUCUUUCCUGGAGAGAGCAGUGUCGAGAAUUUGGCGAUGACUACCAAGCAGGUAAAUGAAGCGGUUAAAGAUGGGGCUGCAAUGUUCAUGUUAUUCGCAUAUCUGGAGGCGAAAGGGAAAGCGGUGAGUAAUGAAUUACUGGUAGUACGAGAUUUUCCAGAAGUUUUUCCCAAAGAGGUUAGAGAGUUGCCACCUGAGAGGGAAGUGGAGUUUGCGAUCGAAUUAAUUCCUGGGACGAGUCCUGUGUCGAUGGCGCCUUAUCGCAUGUCAGCAUCCGAGUUGGCCAAAUUAAAGAGUCAAUUAGAAGAAUUGCUUGAGAAGGAGUUCAUCCGUUCUAGUGUUUCGCCGUGGGAUAUUCGGAAAGAUUUAGCCAUGGAAUUUGUGUUGGACUUGCCUCGUACACAACGAGGUGUAGAUUAUGUGUUCGUUGUAGUAGACAGAUUCUCUAAGAUGACCACUUAA
Molecule: messenger RNA, 564 nt
Organism: Vicia villosa (hairy vetch)
Lineage: Eukaryota; Viridiplantae; Streptophyta; Magnoliopsida; Fabales; Fabaceae
Exons: 2
Coding region: 1-564 (187 amino acids)
Source: RefSeq, a predicted model, not a curated record